UGGCCGAGCGCGGGCGGCGAUGGCAGCGCGCUGAUGGCCCAGCUCGCCAUGGCCGCCCGGGAGGAGCUCUACAGCAAAGUCAUCCCCCGGCGGAGCCGCCAGCACCGCGCCGGGACCAUCAAACAUGGCUCUUCGCUGGAGAUCCUGCUCUCCAUGGGCUUCCCCAAAGCACGGGCACAAAAAGCGCUGGCGUCGACAGGAGGAAGGAGUGUCCAAGCAGCAUGCGACUGGCUCUUCUCCCACGUGGGUGACCCGUUCCUGGACGACUCCCUGCCCCGCGAGUACGUGCUCUACCUGCGCCCCACCGGGCCCCUGGCGCAGAAGCUCUCCGAGUUCUGGCAGCAGUCCAAGCAGAUCUGUGGCAAGAACAAAGCUCACAACAUCUUCCCCCACAUCACCCUCUGCCAGUUCUUCAUGUGUGAGGACAGCAAGGUGGAUGCUCUCACAGAAGCCCUGCAGGCCACGGUGAUGCGCUGGAAAUGCAAAUUCCCUGCGCCCCUGCCCCUGGAGCUCUACACAUCCUCCAACUUCAUCGGGCUCUUCGUCAAGGAGGAGAGUGCUGAGGUGCUCAAGAAGUUUGCUGCAGACUUCGCUGCAGAGGCAGCUUCCAAAGCAGAUGUCCACGUGGAGCCCCACAAGAAGCAGCUCCACGUCACCCUGGCCUAUCACUUCCAGAGCAGCCACCUGCCCACGCUGGAGAAGCUGGCCCAGAGCAUCGACGUCAAGCUGGGCUGCGACUGGGUGGCCGCGAUCUUCUCCCGCGACAUUCGCUUCGUCAACCACGAGACCCUGCAGGUGAUCUACCCCUACACCCCCCAGAACGAUGACGAGCUGGAGCUGGUGCCAGGGGAUUUCAUUUUCAUGUCCCCAGUGGAGCAAAGCAGCACAAGUGAGGGCUGGAUUUAUGGCAUUUCCCUUGCCACCGGCUGCUCGGGGCUGCUGCCUGAGAACUACAUCACCAAGGCGGAUGAAUGUGGCACCUGGGUGUUCCAUGGGUCCUACUCCAUUCUGAACACCACAUCCUGCCCGUCCCUCCAAGGCUUUGCUGAUGGAGCUCUGGAGAGAAGGCAGCAGGAAGACCAAGGGCCAGGGGACGCUGGGCCUCUCACCAUCAUCUGCCAGAACGUGCAGCCCCUGAGGAUAAGCAGCCAGCCGGGCCCUCAGAAGCGCUGCCUGUUCGUGUGCAGGCAUGGAGAGAGGAUGGAUGUGGUUUUUGGGAAGUAUUGGCUGUCCCAGUGCUUCGAUGCCAAAGGCAGGUACAUGCGCAGCAACCUGAACAUGCCUCACAACUUACCUCAGAGGAGUGGUGGUUUCAGGGAUUAUGAAAAGGAUGCUCCCAUCACCGUGCUGGGCUGCACCCAGGCCAGGCUCGUGGGUGAAGCCUUGCUAGAAACCAACACCAUUGUAGACUACAUCUACAGCUCGCCAUCGCUGCGCUGUGUGCAGACAGCCCACAACAUCCUGAAAGGCAUGCAGCAGGAGAACAGCCUGAAGAUCCGGGUGGAGCCCGGCCUGUUUGAAUGGACCAAGUGGGUGUCGGGGAGCUCCCUGCCCGCCUGGAUCCCCCCCGCAGACCUGGCUGCAGCCACGCUCAGCGUGGACACAACCUACAGACCUCAUAUUCCUGUCAGCAAGUUGGUGGUUUCUGAGUCUUACGACUCCUACAUAAGCAGAAGCUACCAAGUAACGAAGGAAAUCAUCAGUGAAUGUAAAGGCAAAGGAAACAACAUCCUGAUCGUGGCUCACGCAUCCUCCCUGGAGGCCUGCACCUGCCAGCUCCAGGGGCUGUCACCCCAGAACUCCAAGGAUUUUGUACAGAUGGUCCGAAAGAUUCCCUACCUGGGCUUCUGCUCCUGUGAAGAGCUGGGGGACACUGGUGUGUGGCAGCUCACGGACCCUCCCAUCCUCCCUCUCACUCAUGGACCGACCGGAGGCUUUAACUGGAGAGAAACGCUCCUGCAGGAGUAGGGGACAGCCCUUCCAGCGCUGGGGAUCGCCUCCUCUUCCUCCUCUUCCUCCUCUUCCUCCUCCUCGUGCUCUAUCGCCAGCAGGAAAAGCCCCCCUCACCUGCCCCGCACACCUCACACAGCCGCGGCCCUGCCAAAAAAAAGUCUUUUUGCGUUUAAAUGGGCUGUAAAUCAGCUCGUUUACAGCGAAAUGGGGGGGAAAAAAAAUAAAUUCAAAUACAGCUCGAGGCUCUUGCACAGCUCGGGGUUGGUUUCCUCACCUUGGAGCAGCUCUGGUGACACUUUCACUGUAGGGACCAUGAGAAUGUGUCAGGCAGGAUGCUGGGGUUGUUUUCUUGCUGCUGUUUUUACAAAGUGUCUGCAGCCUUGUUCAGCACCUCGUGCUUGCUCCACUCCCAGUCCCCAAACCCUCAGCACCUCCCAGAAAAAUCAAAAAAAAUCAAAAAAUCAAAAAAAAAAUUCCUUCCCUAAGGCUGGAAUUGAGUCCAGGGCUGCCUCUGCAGGCCGCACCAGGUUGUUCCUCUCCUCUGAGCGAAGAUGGGAGUGCUCAAAAUGUGCUGGAUAUUGUGCAGAGAUGGGUUGAUAUUCAGGGAAAAUCAGAGAUUGGUCAAUAUGAAGCAAAAAUUCUGGCUCAGAGGAAAAUUCCGAAUUUCACAUCGGUUCCAGGUGGAGUUUGGGCAUCAAAAGUUCAGCACAACAAAAGCUGGGAGGGAUUUGUUGGUUGAUAUUCAGGGAAAAUGAGAGAUUGGUCAAUAUGAAGCAAAAAUUCUGGCUCAGAGGAAAAUCCCGAAUUUCACAUCGGUUCCAGGUGGAGUUUGGGCAUCAAAAGUUCAGCACAACAAAAGCUGGGAGGGAUUUGUUGGUUGAUAUUCAGGGAAAAUGAGAGAUUGGUCAAUAUGAAGCAAAAAUUCUGGCUCAGAGGAAAAUCCCGAAUUUCACAUCGGUUCCAGGUGGAGUUUGGGCAUCAAAAGUUCAGCACAACAAAAGCUGGGAGGGAUUUGUUUGAAGUGGAAAUAAAAGAAGACUUUUCCAGCCAAACCUGAGGGAUUUAGGAAGUUCAGAUUUGGGGUUUUUAGUCCUUUAUUUUGGUUAUUGAAACCCACCCGUGUGCCCAGAGCUUUGUGCUGUUUAAAUUCCCUUCAGAAGGCUUUGGAAAAGGUUUUUUUUUGGGUUUUUUUUCCCUUUUCUAUUGGGAUUUUUUGUGCUGGCCAUUCAGGAGUGGCUCUGUGUCCCUUUGGCAGCCCUGGGGAGAUGCUGCAGGAUGCUCCAGGAGUGAUGGGAUGGAAAAGCUGCUGGAAUUCAGCAGGAAUUCCAUGGAAUUCUGAGGGCUUUUCCUCCUCACCCUCCAUUCCCAAGUUCCACCUGUCAUAAAGACAGAACAGCUACAAAAAAAAAACCCAAAAAACAGCACAUUUCAAUUUAGGAACAACAUUUGAUGUGAUUAUCCAAGGAGGGAAGGGUUGGGAUGGGGGGGAAGGUGGAAAAGGAGAAUUUCCAUCUCUAACCAAGAAAUUUGGGAUCCCAAGGGGAAUCCUUUGGUGCCAGAGCCUGCAGGAUGCUAAAAAACCCCAAAAUACACCAGAGUGGGUAUUUAUAACAACCUAAAGUGGCAGCAGAGCAGGGGUUUUUA
Molecule: messenger RNA, 3597 nt
Organism: Agelaius phoeniceus (red-winged blackbird)
Lineage: Eukaryota; Metazoa; Chordata; Aves; Passeriformes; Icteridae
Gene: UBASH3B
Product: ubiquitin associated and SH3 domain containing B
Biological process (GO): collagen-activated tyrosine kinase receptor signaling pathway; negative regulation of signal transduction; regulation of osteoclast differentiation
Cellular component (GO): cytoplasm
Molecular function (GO): protein tyrosine phosphatase activity; protein binding
Source: RefSeq, a predicted model, not a curated record